GAGCGGCUUCCAUUUGAGAAUAAUUGAGAUUUGAUUCUCAAGUAAUUGAUUGGGCUGUGUUAACCUCAAUUGGAUAAUAUACCACAUUGCUCAACUUACUUCAUCUCUUCAAUUACCGUCAUACCCCGCAUAUACCCCUCGGUCCCCUCCAUCGCCCACGAUGUCUUCCAAGUCGCAAUUGACAUAUGCUGCUCGAGCCAGCAAGCACCCCAAUUCUUUGGCAAAGAGGCUCUUUGAGAUUGCCGAAGCAAAGAAGACGAACGUUACCGUCUCUGCUGAUGUGACGACUACCAGAGAACUCCUGGACCUCGCUGACCAUCUCGGUCCCUACAUCGCCGUCAUCAAGACACACAUCGAUAUCCUCACCGAUUUCAGCGUCGACACUAUCAAUGGCCUGAAUGUCCUGGCUCAGAAGCACAACUUUUUGAUCUUCGAGGAUCGCAAAUUCAUCGAUAUCGGCAACACCGUCCAGAAGCAAUAUCACGGCGGUGCUCUGAGAAUCUCCGAAUGGGCUCACAUUAUCAACUGCAGCGUUCUCCCCGGCGAGGGCAUCGUCGAGGCCCUGGCCCAGACCGCAUCCGCGCAAGACUUCCCCUAUGGUCCUGAGAGAGGACUCUUGAUCCUGGCAGAGAUGACCUCCAAGGGAUCGCUGGCUACGGGCGAAUAUACCAAGGCGUCAGUUGACUACGCCCGCAAAUACAAGAACUUCGUUAUGGGUUUUGUGUCGACGCGGGCCCUGACAGAGGUGCAGUCGGAUGUGUCUUCGGCCUUGGAGGACGAAGAUUUCGUGGUCUUCACGACGGGUGUGAACCUCUCCUCCAAGGGAGAUAAGCUUGGACAGCAAUACCAGACUCCUGCAUCGGCAAUUGGACGGGGCGCUGACUUUAUCAUCGCCGGUCGAGGCAUCUAUGCUGCUCCAGAUCCGGUUGAGGCCGCACGGCGGUACCAGAAGGAGGGUUGGGAAGCUUAUAUGGCCAGAGUUGGGGCAAGUCAUGAAUUCCCUCUGGGAGCAAAAGUAUAGUACCCAGUAUGACUCGUGUGGAGGAGGCUACAUACAAUGUGCCUGCCAUUAAACGAUGAGCUCCUUCGUAUUGGCCCUUGUAAUGCCAUCAUUUCCGCGCCCCCAAUGGUCAAGAUUU
Molecule: messenger RNA, 1139 nt
Organism: Aspergillus novofumigatus IBT 16806
Lineage: Eukaryota; Fungi; Ascomycota; Eurotiomycetes; Eurotiales; Aspergillaceae
Gene: pyrG
Product: orotidine-5'-phosphate decarboxylase pyrG
Exons: 2
Coding region: 161-1021 (286 amino acids)
Biological process (GO): 'de novo' pyrimidine nucleobase biosynthetic process; 'de novo' UMP biosynthetic process
Cellular component (GO): cytosol
Molecular function (GO): orotidine-5'-phosphate decarboxylase activity
Source: RefSeq, a predicted model, not a curated record